UUGACAAAAAAUUCGCAUUUCGUUACCUGUCUAGAUUUUAGAAAAUUAAAGUUUUGUUAGAGAUUCAUUUACAAUUGUGAGAAACCGUUAAAUUUUGGAUUCUUAGGAUUGUUUUGACUUUUUUCCGUAAAACAUUAAUUAGAAACUUUUAGGUUUUACAAAACAAUCGAAAACAUAAAUCGUUUGUACUGGUGCAAUAAAUACAGUUUUUCGAAAUGCUUUCAUCAAUCGCAAUAUUUAUAUCUUAAUACAUACGUAUUGGCAUAUGCCUUAAGUUUAAGUUUUUUUUAUUUUAAAGAGAAUUGAUUUUUGAAUAGAAAAUUAUGUCGAACCAAAACAACGAAAAUUCUAAUGAUUUAGAAAAUGAAAUACCACUAACUGCUAUAGUAUAUAACAAACACAUAGAACAAACUAAAGCAGUCAUGGCAAAAAAUAUGUUUCAAAAUGAAUCUACAUCAAACCCAGGGAUAUCUAUAGAUAUUAAAUAUGUUUGUCGAAUAUGCCUAAUGGCUGAAAAUAAUAUGAUUUCACUGAUGUCUACAGUUGGAUGUGAUGUCUUAGCUGAUAUGUUCACGUCUAUUUCUUCCAUUAAAGUUUCUUCCGAUGAAAGCCUUCCAUUACAAAUAUGUGUUUCAUGUCGAAAGGAUAUCUUACAUUGCUAUAAAUUUAAGCUCAAAUGUAACAAGACAAACAACAUUUUGAGGUCUUUAUUAAAGGACAAAUGUAAUAGUAACCUUAUUGGCUACAAUACUAGCGAUUUAGAUAAAGUGGAUCAGAUCACACAGACAAUGUUUGAUGAUGUUGUCAGAUUAAAUAAAAUGCAACAGAAUGAAAUUAAUACUAUAAAAGAUGAAACAUUAAAAGAAGAGCAAGAUCUUAAAACAGAAAUUAAUGAAGAUCAUGAAGAAAUUGAAUACUUAGAGGAUGACAUUUUUUAUGACAAUGAUGCUGUUAAAAAUGAAGAGGAUAAAAGAAGUGAGGAGACACUUGAAUUAACAGAUAAAGAAAAAAAUUAUAAACAAAAAAGUUUUAAAGCAAAGAAGAAAAGAUUUAAUUGCAACAAUUGUUUUAAGAAUUUCCUAAAAUCUAAAACACUGAGAACACACGUCCAGACAUGUCAUAGUGGUAAAACAUUCCCGCCAUUUGGUUGUGGACAGUGCAAAGAUUCCUUUAAUUCUCAAGAAGAUCUUCACAUACAUUCGGCACUGCACGUCAAGGGUACCCACUGGACCUGCAAUAAAUGUUUCAAAGACUUUACAGAACGCAACAGAUUCAGACGUCACAUCCGGCGUCACAUGGAGACGAAGCGCUACGCGUGCGAGGCGUGUGACAAGACGUUCUCGGAGCUGUGCGCCCUGCGCAGACACUCGCGCGUGCACACCGGGGAGAAGGUCGAGAAAAAGUAUCGAUGUGAUAUAUGCGAUAAAAGGUUCUGCGACAGCAGCCAGCUGGCGGCGCACUCGGCGCGCCACACGGGCGUGCGGCCGUGCGCGUGCGAGUGCGGGAAGACCUUCCCGUCGCGCCGCCUGCUGGCCUCGCACCGCCUCGUGCACUCCGACCUCAAGCGGUUCGCGUGCGACUACUGCGAUAAACGAUUUCGUCACGAGUCGACUCGCAAUACGCACCACCGCACCCAUACGGGCGAAAAGCCUUACAUCUGCUCGAUAUGCGGCAAGACGUUCAUACAGAGCUCUAACCUUAAGCUACACAUGCGCACUCAUACGGGUGAAAGACCAUACACGUGUGACGUUUGCGGGCGGAAGUUUACUUCUGGCUCCUCACUAACGUGUCACCGUCGCACGCACACCGGGGAGAAACCCUACAGUUGUCAUAUUUGUGGUAAAAGAUUUGCUAGGACAGACAUUCGCACACACAUGCGCCAGCACACCGGUGAACGACCUUUCGCCUGCUGUGUUUGUCCCAAGAAGUUCAUCAAUGCGGCACGACUACGUGACCACUAUCUCAUACAUACGGGUGAAAAACCCUAUGAGUGCGCCAUUUGUAAUGAAAAAUUUAAAAAGAAAAGUUAUUUGGCGAAACAUCUAAGAAGCCACGAUAAAGAGAAAAAAAUAAAAGAGAAAAAGAUUGUAAUUGUUCAACAAUUACCUUUCAUGAUGGAUAAUAAUUUAAUUUAUGCAGAGAGUGCCACUAAUGAAAUAGCUAUAAAAGAUGCUCCAGAAUCGAAUGUUGAUACUGAAUACGAGAAUAAAGAAGUCACUUUGGUUACAGAAGAAGUUCCUUUGGAAGUAUCUGGAGAGCUUGUAUUGCAGGAUGACAGUAAUGUGAAGGCAGAACUCGUAGUGGUCAAUGUUGGACAUAAUGAUAUAAAUUACGAAGAGGGGGAAAUAUGUCUAAAUACAAAUAAUAUUAAGUAUGAAAAUGAUCGAAAUACACAUAAUGGUAGCUUAGUGACUGUGAAUGAAGGUGAGGUGAAUAUAUCCGAGUCCGCCUCAGUGGUGGAAGGAAGUGCAGUGAAAUUAUACCAGUUAGACCAAAGUUUAGUGCAAAUACAUACGUCUGGCCGACAUAUCACUAUCCAAAAGAUUACUAGUAAAAUGACUACAAACUUCAAUUAAACAACUAUUUAUCUAUAAAAUUAUAACAAUUAAUUGCUU
Messenger RNA from Vanessa atalanta (red admiral), 2615 nucleotides. RefSeq names its product zinc finger protein 570-like. The transcript is spliced from 13 exons. The record is from RefSeq and is a predicted model, not a curated record. NCBI's taxonomy places the organism in Eukaryota, Metazoa, Arthropoda, Insecta, Lepidoptera, Nymphalidae. Gene Ontology annotation, molecular function: RNA polymerase II transcription regulatory region sequence-specific DNA binding; zinc ion binding; DNA-binding transcription factor activity, RNA polymerase II-specific. Bases 324 to 2576 code for a protein of 750 amino acids. Gene Ontology annotation, biological process: regulation of transcription by RNA polymerase II. Gene Ontology annotation, cellular component: nucleus.